UUUCUGUUAUCUUAUUGGCAUUUCUUGUUUGACCUGUUUAGUUUUCCAUUGGUUCAAACAUCAAAUUUACGGUUAGAUUGUUUUGAGAUGUUGUUGCAUUGACUAGUUAAUGCUGCAUUUACCUUUUCCUCAAAAUCCUCUUGUUCCCAGUGGUCAAACGUUAAAUUGGUAUUUUGCAUUCCUGAUUUCAUUGAUUACAAUUAGUCAUGCAUAUCUUCUGUAAAGCAGCUUGAGUUCUUACUUCUGAGCCAAUAUUUUUGUUAGGCUGAGAUGUUACCUUCCCCAAACCCCCCCAGAAGUUUCAUAACUUUGUUUCCUUCCUUUUAUGAUGACAUACAGCUUUUUGGGUUCAGAAAUCCAUUUGUCCAACGACUUCUUCGGGAGCUUGUGGCCAAUAUAAAUGGAACAGCAGAACAGAGUUUGCCAUUCGCCAGUUUCUUCAAUGAUGCUUCUGCACGAGAGCAUGAAACACGGUUUCCAGACUCAUUUACAUGUCCUGAUUUACUGCCAUACUUGGAAAAGCCACUUAUUACUGGGAAACGAAGUAGAAAACACAAAAUGACAACCAUAAAUGCCAGUGCUGCUAGAGUUAAAAGAUUCCGGCCUCAACAUUUGUCAAAUGGUUCUGAGGCUGCAACUACUAAACAUGAGAUUCAAAGGCUUCAUCACGAUCAGAAAUGUAAUUGUACUUCACAUGUGGACCAUGAAAUAUAUAUAGGUCAAGGAACUUCAUCUGCGUCAGAGGACCUGCCUACUACAACUGAGAGGGGAAAUGAACCAACCUCAGUCAAAGAUGGUUCGCUCUUGGAAUCUGCGUCUUUCGACAAUUGUAGAGAGGAAACUGACUUUCCCCUGGAGACAAGGAUGGUUGUUGGUCUUAGAAACAAUGAGUUUUUGAAGCAGGACAGACUUGGAUGCCACUUAACUGUGGAAGCCAGCGAUGGAGAAACCCUCAUUCUGACAGAGUCAAAAGCCGUCAAUGAUUCAGAUCUAUGUGCUUCUGACACCUUGGAUCUUCAGCAAGAUAAUAUUACUGAAUCUAUGCCAGAGGGAAGUCGUUGCAAUGUCAGAAAUGAGGUAGUUGAGACUACAAGGGAAUUACAUCCAGCAAAAGACAUGGACACAUCUACUUCAAAUUCUCAGAAGAGUGACUAUGAUUCAGUUGGGAAUGAAUUAACCAAAUCAAUGAUGACAGUUCUUCUCCCGCGAGCACUUCCUCUACUUAAGAAGACGUCAAUGAGAAAAACGAGACCUAUUCAAAGCUCAGAAAUUUCUAACACUAAAUGUGACCCUCCUGUGAGUUUAGUUGACUUGAAGAUUCAGGAGGAAAGUAAUGGGUUCAGCCAUCUUCGCGAUGAAGCAUCUCCAAGUAAACUUGUUCCUCAAAUGCCUAGUAUUCCAAGUUCUGAAGAUUUCAUGUCUGUCAUACCAGACAGUUUUGAGGAUGAUCAAUGUUCGAAUCAUGCAAGUAACCAGAGGCAUACAUUUUCUUAUCUAGCUCAAGCUGAUAAAGCACCUAAUCUUAACGAUGUAUGCAAUCAUGAUACUUUGGGACUGUUUGAAAGUUCUGAUAGGAGACAAGAGUUUAUUAGAAACAGUGACAAGGAGGAGCUUCAACAUGUUGAUGGUGGGAAAGAGUCUCUACAUGUUGGAACCGAUGGAAACAAGGAAAGCUGCUUUGAUGAAGCACUGACAACUCCUGAUGAAAGGUUGAAGGGAGAAUCUCUCACUGAUUAUUGUUUAGGUUGCUUGUCUCCCAACAAAGAGAUCUUUCUUGAAGAGUCAAAUAAUGCUUGCAAAAACUGGGAUAAGAAUCCAUUACCUGUUGAAACUGAUUCUAGGGUGGAUGGUUUUGCACAUAAAGACCUCAAGCUUGUAUCUAACCAGACAGAAGGUGCCUCUGUCCUUCUGCCAACCUUUUCUGUGAACAGUCAUUCUCCGUCUUCUCAUGCUGAAAGAAUGUUGAAUGCCAAAGUAUCGGAUUCAUGUAGAGCUGAUGAAUCACCAAUAAACUCUACCUUUCAAAGAAAAGAGACUGCACAUAGCCCUGCAUUGGUUACUUUUUCUCCAAAAAUCGCAUAUCUUGAAAAGGCAUCUCAGCCUCCUUUUUCUCCCAAGAAUUUGGAAAUUAUGACUAGUGAAAUACCUAAACCAAAACUUGUUCAAUAUUAUAAAAAAGGUGGUUCUACUCUGAAGUAUCAAAGAACUGAUAUAUAUUUGGAUCACAGUACAGAAGACACUGACUUAAUUGGUGCAAUGAGUCCUGGUUGUAUUUUACAGGAGGAGGUUGAUAUUGAAAGAGGAAUUACCAGAACAGGCAGUGACUACAACUUUGUUCAGAAAGUAGGUGAAGAACCUUCAAUUAGAAAAUAUAAUGGCCCUCUUUCUGAAAGUAUAAUUUGCAGGAAUGUUGGAGAUGUAUGUUUUCCUGGGACAGGUUCUGCCAAAGAUGCUUUGCUUGAUACAAAAAUUGGUGAAACGGGUGACUCAAAUAACUGCUUAAUGAGAAACGUUUUGCUUGCACAUGAAGCCAAGCUUAACGGACAACAUCAUGAUCCGCAUAUCGUGGAGGCUAAUCUCAAACCCACGGACACAUCAGUUGAUAUUGCUUCUUCUGUGUCUCAAAUGGAAAAAAUGUUUGACCAUGCCACGAAAUGCACCAUUGCAUCUGGCCAUCCCGAUCCUUAUGGUUCCCAUGUGAAAAAUCAUCAAGCUGAUGCUUCCAAUGAGGUGGUUGAGCCACACAACCUUAUGGGGUGCAGUAAUAUGGUAUCGUUGUUCCAGAAAAAGGAUGAGAAGUUCUUUGGUUGUAGCGAACAUAAUGCUAAGAAAGUUCAGGCACACCCUCACAUGAAGUACUCUACUAGGCAUGAUUGUAGAAAUUCUCUCUCUCUUGGUGAGUCACUUAAAAGAAAUCUCUUACAGGAUAGUUCAUUUCCAUUGGAGAUGGAGCCUGAAAACAAGUCAAAGGGGUUUGUUGCGCUUGUUGGAUGCUAUGUUCAUCCAAGCCCAGUUCUCUCUGUACUUUAUAGUAACAAAGGAGAUGAUAUCAAUAUUUGUGUUUUAUGCGGUCAUUUGGUGGAUAGUGUUAGGACCAUUUUUAUUUACAAGGUUCCAAUUAAAGAGCCAAUUAGAGGAUACCCUUCUUUUCUUGCUUACUCAUCAAUUGUGCUGCCGAUUUUGGAAGAUUCAUUUGGAAGAAAAGUUGCACUUGAGAGAUAUGGGUUUCAAUUUACUCCAGAUGGGCAAUGUCUUGUUUUCCUGAACGGUAUCAAGGCACCUUGUUGCAGGGAGCAGAGAAUCCAUUGUUUGUGUUCUGCAUGUACCUCACAAUCGUUUGAGGAGAAUGCUGUUAAGGUUGUGGCCGUAAAACUUGGUUAUGUUUCAGUUGUGGCCAAGUUAAAAGCUAUUGAAAACAUUCAGUGUAUACUAGUUUGUGGAAACAGCCACCUGGUUUCUGUUGGAGAGAGUGGGACUCUGCAUGUUUGGAUCAUGAAUUCAGAAUGGAGUGAGCAGGUGGAAGAAUUCAGUUUACAAAGUUUUGAUUGCGCAUCUCCUGGUGUAAUGGAAUUAAAAAGAAUCUCAAAGUGUGGCUCUUUAAUUGUUGGUCACAAUGGUUUUGGAGACUUUGGUUUAUGGGAUAUAUCCAAACGCACCCUCCUAUCGAGGUUUUCUUCUCCAAAUAGUUCAAUUUUUCAAUUCAUUCCAGUUGGUUUGUUCAACUGGCCGCAAAGAGGCUUUAACACUGCUAAUACUGACAUGGAGGAGCAAGUCAGAGAGAUUAUGGCUGCUAUGGAGGUUUGGUUUUCAGGGGCAGGGGAAGACCACAUUUCUCUUCUACUGAAUGGAGAAGAUAUAGCCAUCUGGCUUAUUGUCUUGACUGAUUCUAAUCCCGAGGUUCAACAGGAUGAUAGGUCAAAAGGCAGCCAGACAACUCCAGGUGGAUGUUGGAGGCUAGUUUUGUUGGUGAAUAACAUUGUGAUCUUUGGAAGCCCAUUGGAUCCAAGAGCUUCUGCCGCUGAUGCAUUAUUUGGUCGUGGGAUCAUUGGCACACGUGAUGGGCUUGUGUAUGUGUGGGAAUUGUCUACAGGAGCAAAGCUGUCUGAUCUGCAUCAUGUCAAAGGUGGGGUAUCACUUAUUGCAGCUGAUUCUGGGUCAGGUGUGUUUGCAGUAGCUGGUGAAGAAUGCCAGCUGCAGGUUUAUCUACACACGUUAAAUGAGUUUUAGUAAUAUAGGGCUAUAAAUAAGCCAAGUUGCUCCACUUCCAUCUCCCAAUAGCUUCAUCACUUACAAUGGGUCAUUUAGCUGGAAUGGAAGACAAUCUUAUAGAUCAAGGGGAAGAAAAUAGAACACAAACUUAUACUAAAGGCAUUGAGCAGUGUACUUGUAACUGUAAUCUUUUGGUCAGGUAAUAAAAAAAAAAAAUUGUAUAUUUUGUAUAAUGAGAAAUCUAUAAUUCUAUAUACUUCAAAUGGAGCAGAGACUUGCAUGGAUA
Molecule: messenger RNA, 4495 nt
Organism: Macadamia integrifolia
Lineage: Eukaryota; Viridiplantae; Streptophyta; Magnoliopsida; Proteales; Proteaceae
Exons: 10
Coding region: 271-4227 (1318 amino acids)
Biological process (GO): regulation of cell cycle
Cellular component (GO): nucleus
Molecular function (GO): protein binding
Source: RefSeq, a predicted model, not a curated record